Molecule: messenger RNA, 2323 nt
Organism: Osmia lignaria (orchard mason bee)
Lineage: Eukaryota; Metazoa; Arthropoda; Insecta; Hymenoptera; Megachilidae
Source: RefSeq, a predicted model, not a curated record
AUAAUUGAAAUAUAAAAUUAUAUCGAAGAGAAAAGUGAACAAAGAAUCCCAAUAAUUGAAAGUGAACAAUCUGAACUAAAAUAUAUCAUCCUCGACUUGAAGUUGCAGAUAAAUACAAAAUUAUUCAUAUCCAUAAUGUCAGCAUCAAAAUUUCAGUAAUUAUAAUUAAGAAUCUUUUUCAUUAACUAAAUCAUUAUGUCGUGAUAUUUGUAACACUACUUGCGACGAAUCAAUAUAAUAUCAAAAAGAUCAAACGAAGCAACAAAUUCCAUAAAUAACUGAAGAAAAUCCGACGAGCAAUUAACCUCGAAAGCUACGAAAUCGCUUUCAAUCUUCAUCCUGUCUUGAGAUCAGUGUUCGAAUAAUGAGGAAGAAGUAGAAGAAUUGAAACAGCUAUUGUGACGAAAGAACCGAGAAAGAGCAGAAGGAAAAGAGGGAAAAAAAACGAUGUGAAAUCUCGACGUAAGAUACAUCGACAAGUCAUACCAGGAAAUGUUGGGUCUCUUAUUACGGAAGGUUUCCUCGAAAGCAAUUUCGGCGCUGCAGAAAAUUAAAAAACUGCGACUCGACGCACUGAACGAUGCCAAGAACAAUUCCAUAGAGAAAGCUCGAUCGCAAUUACAAGAAUAUAAUGUGCAAGAAACGAUUAAUUUUAUAUUGAAAAAAGGCUCGUCCACGGUGAAGACACUGAAUGAUUCGUUGAAGAUCAUUCUUCCUACAGAAACGAUUGUAAAAGUGCCAUUGAAUACUCUAUCGAGAUACCACGGUCCAGACACAAUUAGACGACAGAUUGCGUCUCAUCAGAAAAUAAUUAAUCAUCAAACACGAUGGAUGAACAGCUGUGGUUCGAAUAAGAAAUUUAAACUUGUCAAAAGGAAUACCAAUAUAAUCGAAGAAUUAGACAAACGCGUGAAGUUGAAAAAAUCAAAAAAAUUAUCAAAAUCAAAUCGUGAUCAGAACACUGAUGACACUUGGCAUCAAAUUUCUGAAAGUAGUCAUGAAAGUCCUAUGAGCAAGUCUGGUCAUUCAAAUCAAAAAUCAAUUGCAUCGCACCCUGAAAAACCAGAAGAAUAUUCCAAUCAACAAACUUCAAUGAAACAUUCCAAGGAUCAUGCAGAGUCUGCAGAAAGUAAUUAUCCUAAUAAAGACUCUCGUUUAAACGAACAAGACCAGAAAGAAUUACCCAGAGCACGUGUAACCUGCGAUCAAAGACCCGAGAGGCGGUCCUGUUGUUCGCAAAAAAAUGCUCCACCAAAAAAGAAGAGAAAGUUUGAAGAAUCCUCGAAAUCCGAUUGCCGGCAGUUGAAGCCUGUAGCAUCGAUCGUGGUGGAAGAAGUGGCAACACCUGAUCCACCACCUCCUAGAUCCAGUCACUGGUCUGAAAAUCUGAAUAAACCUCGGGAAUACAGGAGCCCUUGUUCCCGAAAGAGUGCCCCUUCCCCGAUGAUAUUCAUUCCUUACCAGAAAUCGAGCGAAUCGAAUAAACCAGUGCGAGAAGAUUCGUCGCCCAGAAAAUACCCAUCGCAAAAUCGACCAAUAUAUAGUACUUGUAAACGUCCAUCAAUGAAACGCCCCUCUGAAGAGGAUGAUUCUUCGUCGUGUAACAAAUAUCGUAUGGUUUCCGAAGAGAAAGACGAAAUACAGACUCGAGUUCCGGUUAAGGAGAAAUCAAACAGGGAAGUUAAGAGUCAGGCAAGCAUCGUAGUUUUCGCGAAAUCGGAGAAACCGUUUGAAAUAUCGGAUGUCAGCGAUUGCAGACCCAAUACGGCAGCUUUGAAAUAUCGGAUGAGCAAGUGUCCUUCUAUGCAAGGGUCUUUGCAGAGUGGCAAACGCAAAUUUCCCGAGGAUGAAAUUGUUUCUGGGGAAGAAACAACGAAAUCUUCGAAACUACGAAGAACGCAUUCGUCCGAAAAAAAGGAACGUUUUAAGAGUACUAGUGAAUGGAAGAAGCAGACGUAUCCGAUUCGAUUGAAAAUUUAUAAAACGAAGGACGAUUUCAAUCCCUGUCCUCCGGUGAUAUCCGAAAUUAGACCAAGAGAUCCUGGUUUUGUGGAAGAGAUAAAGGAACCGAGAUUGAGUCCAGUGCAUCGUGAAAUUGCGAAGAGGUUGAAGGAUCCCUGUCCGCCUAAAUACUGUCCUCAUGUUGAUAUAGAGAAAACAAAAUUGAAGACAUUAAAGGAGAAGCAGCGUUGUAAGAAAAAGGCUAAAAGGCAAAUGAAGUGUCCUCAUCGUGGUGAUUCCUAAAUUUUUCAUUUAUUUGUCCACUUAAACAUUUCUACAUACACCGUGCUUUUCGAUAAAUACAAAUACCUUUUGCAAUAUA